Molecule: messenger RNA, 687 nt
Organism: Penicillium odoratum
Lineage: Eukaryota; Fungi; Ascomycota; Eurotiomycetes; Eurotiales; Aspergillaceae
Product: tRNA (carboxymethyluridine(34)-5-O)-methyltransferase
Exons: 3
Coding region: 1-687 (228 amino acids)
Biological process (GO): tRNA wobble uridine modification
Cellular component (GO): cytoplasm; nucleus
Molecular function (GO): S-adenosylmethionine-dependent methyltransferase activity; tRNA binding
Source: RefSeq, a predicted model, not a curated record
AUGUCUCACGCUGAGGAGUACGAGCAACAGAACGUGCACGAGGUCUAUCAAAAUAUUGCUCAGCAUUUCUCUGCCACACGUUAUAAGCCAUGGCCUAUUGUGGAACAAUUCUUGCAAAAUCUCACACCUGGAUCUGUUGGUCUUGAUGUGGGCUGUGGAAAUGGCAAGAAUUUAAUGGUCAAUCGCAAUGUGUUCAUUAUUGCUUCAGAUCGAUCGGAAAAUCUGGCCCGGAUUGCUCUUCAACAUCAACCACAUUCGGCCGUCGUGGCCGAUAUUCUCCAACUCCCGCACCGGGAUGGGUACUUUGACUUUGCAAUGUGUAUUGCUGUCGUACAUCAUCUGUCCACCCCGGAGCGGCGAGUGCAAGCUGUUGCCGAAAUUCUUCGAACCGUGAAACGCGGCUCGGAUACGCAACCAGGUGGUACUGUCCUGAUUUAUGCUUGGGCCCUGGAGCAGAAGAAUAGCCGCCGUGGUUGGGACAAAGGGGACCAGCAGGAUGUCAUGGUUCCUUGGGUUCGGAAGAAUCCAUCCGCACCGGAAGAGACCCAGACGUUCAACCGCUAUUAUCAUCUGUUUGAAGAAGGUGAAUUGGAGCGAGAUAUCGAGAGUGCUGGUGGUCAUGUGGUGACGUCGGGAUAUGAGAAGGACAAUUGGUGGGCCAUCGCUACACCCAAGGUCAAUCCAUGA